UGGUCAGUCAACAUUGGACAGUCGAAUCGAACGGUUUUAUAAAGUGGUCUUACGAUGAAGAUUUUAUUUCGAAUUAUUCUUUUAUUUUUGCUGGCUAAGCAUUGCCAGCAAACUCCUGUUGUGGAAACUACAGAAGACUUUGAUGAGGAAUUUAUAGAGACAACAACCCAGGCGCACAACGUGGAGAAAACUAAAGAUGAAAUAAUUGCCGAUCUGCAAAAUAAAUUGAAUAAUAUGAGGCGACAUGUUGCGGCCUUCAAAUCAAAGUCUCAGGCAGAUACCGCAAAAGUUUUGAGUCUAAGCGAUCUAAUUGUGGCCUAUGAGUCACAAAUUGAUUCGAAUACUGCCAUAAUUGAGAAACAGGAGGAGCAUAUCAAAAAGUUAAAUUCUUCUGUAAGCUCUUAUCGAAGUAUUUUCAUGCAGAAGGAACUGGAAAUAACUGACUUGCAAAUCAAGACCAGAGAAGAUAAAACUAGUAUUCAGGACUAUCUACAGCAGAUUUCAAACUACGAAGACCAACUAAAAACAUCCCAGGUUUCAAGUUGUGUACCCUUUGGCAAUUCCACAGGAAUACAUCUAUUGCAUUUGCCAAGUGGGAAACCGUUUUUCGUUCCGUGCGAAUCGAGGAACACAAAUUUCGGAACUGGUUGGACAGUUAUUCAACGUCGAUUGGAUGGCAGUGUUAACUUCUACCGUGAUUGGAAUCAGUAUCGUGAGGGAUUUGGUGAACUAUCGAGUGAAUUUUUUAUUGGACUCGAUAAACUAUAUAGAAUGACAACCAAUGAAAGAUAUGAACUUCUGAUACACUUUCAAUUUUUUGGCAGUGAAGAAUCAAAUUACAUUCGGUAUAGUAAUUUUUCGAUUGGAAAUGAAACCGAAAAAUACGUCUUAAAGUAUUUGGGCGUGGUUACUUGUGAUAAUGGCUUUAAAUUUGAAGGUUAUACAAAUUAUGGUUACGUUUUGGGUUGUCAUGACCCCAUGGAGAAUAAUAUUGGAAUGAAAUUCACAACGUACGAUCAGGAUAAUGACAAUUUUUACUGGCAAAAUUGUGCUAAAGAAUGUCAUGGCGCUUGGUGGUUUAAUUCAUGUAGCCUAAUAGGCAAUGGCUUUAGUCAUCUAAAUGGUUUAUAUGGUAAAAGUGAGGCAUCGUCUAAUAUAUACUUUCGUAAUAGUGUAAGAUAUGCAGAAAUGUUGAUUCGUCCAUUCAAUCAUCAUUAACCGAAAAUGCUUAGAUUUUGUAAGAUUUUCUACUUUUGGAAAGAAAUUCAAAAUACAAUUAUACAUACUUACUUUUUAUUAAAUCAAGAAAGUUGGAAACAUGUAUGUUCUUAUACAUUCUAAAAUAUAAUAUGAAUUUAUAUAUAUAUAUUCAAUUCAAAUUAAAAUAAUAAACUCCACUUCAUGCGGUGCUGACCUGUAAAA
Messenger RNA from Drosophila willistoni, 1422 nucleotides. Its product is annotated as fibrinogen gamma chain. The transcript is spliced from 3 exons. The record is from RefSeq and is a predicted model, not a curated record. The coding region runs from base 55 to 1218 and encodes 387 amino acids. Lineage: Eukaryota; Metazoa; Arthropoda; Insecta; Diptera; Drosophilidae.